GCCUGCUCAGUCUUCAGCGGCGGCGGCGGCUGCAGCAGGCGCGCAUCUCUGGGCACUGCGCGGGUGGCGGCGGCGGCGGGCCGGGAUCGGCGGGUCAGGAUGGGCGGGCGGCCGCGCGGGAGACGUGGGGAGCGCGAGACGUGACCCCUCUGCACGCGGAGCGCAACAGCCGGCCGCGCCUGGUCUGUCUGACGGGUGGGCGUGGACGCGGGCCGGCUGCUGACCUCGCCGGAGCAUGCGGGUAGCGGCGCGGGCGGCCGCGGUGUGCGCGGGGCUGCCGUGGCCGCGGCCCCCCGCCCCGGGUGCGUCGCCGCCGCCGCCGCCGCCGCCGCUGCUGCCGCCGCCGCCACUGCUCCUGCUGCUGCUGGUGCUGCUGCUGCCAUCCGUGUUGCUGGGCUGCGCGGGCGCGCAGUACUCCAGCGACCUGUGCAGCUGGAAGGGGAGUGGGCUGACCCAUGAGGCACACAGGAAGGAGGUGGAGCAGGUGUACCUGCGCUGCUCGGCUGGCUCAGUGGAGUGGAUGUACCCAACGGGGGCGCUCAUCGUGAACCUGCGGCCCAACACGUUCUCGCCCUCCCGACACCUAACCGUGUGCAUCAAGCCCUUCAGGGACUCCUCAGGAGCUAAUAUUUAUUUGGAAAAAACUGGAGAACUGAGACUGCUGGUGCGGGAUGGAGACAGUGAGCCUGGCCGGGUGCAGUGCUUCAGCCUGGAGCGAGGCGGCCUGUUUGUAGAGGCGACGCCCCAGCAGGACAUUAGCAGGAGGGCCACCGGCUUCCAGUAUGAGCUGAUGAGUGGGCACCGGGCACUGGACCUGCAUAUGCUGACUGCCCCUUGCCGCCCUUGCAGCGAUACUGAGGUCCUCCUCGCAGUCUGCACCAGCGAUUUCGUUGUCCGAGGCUCCAUCCAGGAUGUCAUUCAUGCACCAGAACGCCAAGAAUCUGUCAUCCACCUGAGAGUGAACAGGCUCUAUAGGCAGAAAAGCAGAGUCUUCCAGCUGGCUCCUGAGGGCAGUGGGCACUGGCAGGGUCACGUCACAACACUGCUGGAGUGUGGUGUGCGGCCGGGGCAUGGGGACUUCCUCUUCACCGGCCAUAUGCACUUUGGGGAGGCACAGCUUGGCUGCGCCCCUCGCUUCAGUGACUUCCAAAGGAUGUACAGGGAUGCGGAGGAGAGGGGGAUGAACCCCUGUGAGAUUGGCAUGGAGUGACUCCAGAGGUUCUGAGUGCUGCCCACCUUCUCCUGAUGAGCUCCUGCUGGCUGCUGGGGGCCUGUGGGCCAGGGCUGUGGGCCAGCUGUUGUUCUGGCCCUGUGCUCCAGCUGUGGAGGUACCCACAAGAUCCUGGCCGUGGACAUCCUGACUGACUGAUUGGAAAUGGUGUAAAAUGCAAACUAAGUUAUUUUUUUGUAAAAAACAAUGUACAUAGGAAACAUUCCUGUGUCUGAA
Molecule: messenger RNA, 1447 nt
Organism: Cavia porcellus (domestic guinea pig)
Lineage: Eukaryota; Metazoa; Chordata; Mammalia; Rodentia; Caviidae
Gene: Metrnl
Product: meteorin like, glial cell differentiation regulator
Exons: 4
Coding region: 236-1210 (324 amino acids)
Biological process (GO): positive regulation of brown fat cell differentiation; energy homeostasis
Molecular function (GO): hormone activity
Source: RefSeq, a predicted model, not a curated record